Messenger RNA from Aquila chrysaetos chrysaetos, 2164 nucleotides. It is a transcript of the gene MYC, whose product is annotated as MYC proto-oncogene, bHLH transcription factor. Lineage: Eukaryota; Metazoa; Chordata; Aves; Accipitriformes; Accipitridae. Gene Ontology annotation, molecular function: RNA polymerase II cis-regulatory region sequence-specific DNA binding; protein dimerization activity; DNA-binding transcription factor activity, RNA polymerase II-specific. The record is from RefSeq and is a predicted model, not a curated record. Gene Ontology annotation, biological process: regulation of transcription by RNA polymerase II; positive regulation of cell population proliferation.
CGGGAGGGGGGAAGCAUUUGCUUCUCCCGCGUAUGCGCGGGCAGGUUAUGGUUAUUGCACAUACUGCUUAUAUGCAUAUAUAUAUGCGUAUAUACAUGUAUAUAUGACAAGAUUUGGCAAAGUUUGCCAAGGUGCCUGCCCGUCGCCGUGCGUUGCCCGCACGCCCAGGUGGGUGGCUGGGGAGCAGCCCGGCUCUCGGCUGGAAGCUGCCGGGCGCUCGCCGCUCUUUCCCGCCCGGCUCCCGGGAGGCGGGAUGAGGUUAGGGCUGCGGCCGCGGGAGGGAAGGGAAGGGAAGGGGGCUCCGUGCCGGCGCCGGCCGGAGCGUUGCCCCGUGCACCAGCCGCCGCGAUGCCGCUCAGCGCCGGCUUCCCCAGCAAGAACUACGACUACGACUACGACUCGGUGCAGCCCUACUUCUACUUCGAGGAGGAGGAGGAGAACUUCUACCUGGCGGCGCAGCAGCGGGGCAGCGAGCUGCAGCCCCCCGCCCCGUCCGAGGACAUCUGGAAGAAGUUUGAGCUGCUGCCCACGCCGCCCCUCUCCCCCAGCCGCCGCUCCAGCCUGGCCGCCGCCUCCUGCUUCCCCUCCACCGCCGACCAGCUGGAGAUCGUGACCGAGCUCCUCGGGGGGGACAUGGUCAACCAGAGCUUCAUCUGCGACCCGGACGACGAGUCCUUCGUCAAGUCCAUCAUCAUCCAGGACUGCAUGUGGAGCGGCUUCUCCGCCGCCGCCAAGCUGGAGAAGGUGGUCUCCGAGAAGCUGGCCUCCUACCAGGCGGCCCGCCGGGAGGGGGGCCCCGCCGCCCGCCCCGGCCCGCCGCCCGCCGGGCCGCCGCCGCCGCCGCCCGGCCUCGCCGCCUCGCCCGCCGCCUCGGCCGGCCUCUACCUGCACGACCUGGGCGCCGCCGCCGCCGACUGCAUCGACCCCUCGGUGGUCUUCCCCUACCCGCUCAGCGAGCGGGCCCCGCGGGCCGGGCCGCCCGGCGCCAGCCCCGCGUCCCUGCUGGGCGAGGACACGCCGCCCACGACCAGCAGCGACUCGGAGGAAGAACAAGAGGAAGAUGAGGAAAUUGAUGUCGUUACAUUAGCUGAAGCGAAUGAAUCCGAAUCCAGCACAGAGUCCAGCACAGACACAUCAGAAGAGCACAGUAAGCCCCACCACAGCCCGCUGGUUCUCAAACGGUGUCACGUCAACAUCCAUCAGCACAAUUAUGCCGCUCCUCCCUCCACCAAGGUUGAAUAUCCAGCUGCAAAAAGGCUAAAGUUGGACAGUGGCAGAGUUCUCAAACAGAUCAGCAACAACCGAAAAUGCUCGAGUCCCCGCACGUCAGAUUCGGAAGAGAACGACAAGAGGCGAACGCACAAUGUCUUGGAGCGCCAGAGGAGAAACGAGCUGAAGCUGAGUUUCUUUGCCUUGCGUGACCAGAUACCCGAGGUGGCCAACAACGAAAAGGCGCCCAAGGUCGUCAUCCUGAAAAAAGCAACGGAGUACGUUCUUUCCAUCCAGUCGGACGAACACAGACUGAUCGCAGAGAAAGAGCAGUUGAGGCGGAGGAGAGAACAGUUGAAACACAAACUCGAGCAGCUAAGGAACUCUUGUGCGUAGGAACUCUUGGGCAUCGCUUAGAAUAACCCAAAUGAGACUGAAACUAUGCUAAAAUAUUGUUUCUAAUAUCACUCAUGAACUACACCAGUCCAUCCAACGUGGAACUGUUGCAACUGCAUGCUGUGCGAUUUAACUUGAGACUACACAACCUUGGCUGAAUCUCCCAAGGGUUUGGCCAGAACCUCAAAACUGCCUCAUAAUUGAUACUUUGGGCAUAAGGGAUGAUGGGACAUUCUUCAUGCUUGGGGAUGAACUCUUCAACCUUUUUUCUUUUAAAAUUUUGUAUUUAAGGCAUUUUUUCAUAUGAGAAUCCCAAAAAAAAGUUGUCCCCAGAUUGCUGUAUAUAUUUACACAUCUUAUUGCCAUGUAAAUACCUUUAAUAAAGCCUUUAUAGAAAAAUGUGCAACAUUAAUACGCAACAGUUGUGGCAACUGGAUUUAUACUUGUCUUGAACUUCUGUGCCAUAACAUUUCACAAUUUUGUUUUUUAUUUAAAUACAUUUUUUCUUUUAAAAAUGAUUUUUAUUUUGUUUUUAGAUAAAUAAAUAUUUGCCCAAAAU